AUGAAGAAUGACACUCUUUUUUUUUCUCACUCUGUUGUGGAAUUCCUACAAUUAUGGGGAUCAGAUCACAUAUCAGUCCUGGCACGAAUCCAGUCGCGUGUUAGGAGGACGAGGAAGAAUUUCCGGUUUGAUAAGAGAUGGAUCGGCAAGCCGGGAUUUAAAGAAGCGGUUCUCCCGGGAUGGGGACAAUUUGAUGAGAUCCCAAUGAGGAAUUUUCAUCAAAAGGUUACCUCAUGUCGAAACAAAAUUAGCUCUUGGAGAAAGCAAAACCCGACUAAUUCCGCUUUAUUGAUUAAGGAUUUAAAAAAUAAGAUAGAUUUGGCCCAAGAUGACGAUCUCACCACUACAGAAGAACUAGACGAUUUGAGAAGACACCUUAUUGUGGCAUUUCGAGAAGAAAACUCUUACUGGGAACAAAAGAGCAGAGACCAAUGGCACAGAGAUGGGGACAGGAACACAAAAUUUCAUCAUGGAAUUACGAAACAACGGAGAGCCCAAAACCGGAUAAUUAGUAUAAAAGACAAACAUGGAAAGCUGGUAGAGAGUGAAAUCGAGGUGGAGAACGUGGCUGUUCAAUACUUUCGAGAUCUCUUCUCUACCUCUUCACCGACAGAGCUAGAUGCCUCUCUCCGAUUCAUCUCGACCAAGGUAUCUAGCACCGACAAUAGGCUACUCUUGGAGGAACCGUCGGAGCUGGAAAUUAGGAGAGCUCUUUUUGAUAUCAAUCCGGACAAAGCACCUGGCCCAGAUGGUAUGACAAGCAGACUAUACCAGAGGUUCUGGCGGGAAAUGCGGCACGAUAUUAUUAGCCUUGUCCGCGAUUUCUUUGCUACUGGCAAUUUCGACCCACUACUGAACCAAACAAAUAUCUGCCUCAUCCCAAAGAAGAAGAAACCCCGUGAGAUGACUGAGUUCAGACCCAUUAGCCUCUGUAAUGUCAGUUACAAGAUUAUAUCCAAACUUCUAUGCAAGAGACUUAAGAGGAUUAUCCCGCGCUUGAUCUCGGAAACACAAUCUGCCUUCGUGGCAAAACGUUUGAUCACCGAUAACAUUUUGAUAGCUCAAGAAAACUUUCAUGCCUUACGGACAAACCAGAGAUGCAGAGAAGACUUCAUGGCUAUCAAAACAUAUAUGAGUAAAGCUUACGACAGAGUGGAGUGGAACUUCCUAUCAGCAUUGUUGUUAAAGAUGGGCUUUGAUGAAAGACUGGUUGACCUCAUUAUGUGUUGUGUCACGUCAGUCUCAUAUCAAGUCUUAGUCAACGGGCAACCAAGGGGACGGAUCCAACCGAUGAGGGGGCUAAGGCAGGGAGAUCCUCUAUCGCCUUUUCUGUUUAUCCUAUGCACAGAGGCCUUGAUCACACUUCUUAAUGGAGCGGAGGCGGAGAAGAAGAUUGUAGGGCUUCGUGUUGCUAGAGCGAGCCCAAGGAUCUCUCAUCUUCUUGUCGCAGAUGACAGCCUUUUCUUCUGCAAGGCGGAAUUAAGCCAAUGCAAGGAGAUCAUGGACAUUCUUGACAUAUAUGGAAAGGCAUCGGGACAACGGCUAAAUGCGUCGAAAUCGUCGAUGUUUUUUGGAAACAAAGUGGAGCCUUCCCGAAAGCAAGACAUAAAAGAAGUUUUAGGUUUCUCUAAAGAAGGUGGCAUGGGGAUGUACCUCGGAUUACCAGAACAGAUAGGUGGCUCGAAGAUGAAAGUGUUCUCUUUUGUACAAGAUCGCUUUAACGGGAGAGUCAACACCUGGUCAUCAAGACUACUAUCCAAAGAGGGAAAAGAAGUUCAAAUUAAAUCAGUUGCUCAAGCAGUUCCGACUUAUGUGAUGUCGUGUUACUUGCUCCCACAAGGCAUUACAGAUAAACUAAGGAGUACGACGUCGAACUUUUGGUGGAGCUCUAAAGAAAAUAGCAGAGGCUUACAUUGGAUCGCAUGGGACGAGAUCUCUCGCGUCCUUCGAGGAAGAUACUAUAAUGGUACUUCUCCCUUAGAAGAUCGGCGUAUAUACUCACCAUCAUAUGGAUGGCGUAGUAUGAUGGCCGCCAAACCCCUUCUCAUGUCGGGAUUACGGAAAACAAUUGGAACUGGACAAGGUACGAGGGUUUGGAGUGAGCCUUGGGUUCCAGAUUCCACGGCACGUCUGCCUAGACCUGCCGAUCACAUUGUGUACAGACUGCCCCAACUCCUUGUUCAGUCCUUUAUAAGGAAUGAUACCAAGGAGUGGGAUAUCCAGCUGUUACAUCAAUUCUUCCACCCAGACGAUAUCCCAUUGAUACUUGGACUAAAGAUCUCUCGAUCUAGCGUCCCGGAUGGAUAUGUUUGGAACCACACAAAGUCUGGAGUUUAUUCCGUAAAAACCGGAUAUGAUUUAUUUAGUUCGACCAAGUUGAGCCUUACGCAAGAGAUGGUUUUAGAACCAAGUAUCACGAGGCUGCAGAGCAAGGUGUGGACGAUUAAGGCCCCAAGUAAAAUGAAGCACUUCUUGUGGCAGGCUAUCUCGGGCUGUGUGGCGACAGCAGAGAGGCUCACAUAUAGACACCUGGGCACCGAUAGGAGUUGUCCUAGAUGUGAUGGUCCAGUGAAGUCAAUUAAUCACCUCCUUUUUGAAUGCCCCCCAGCCCUACAGGUGUGGGCUUUAUCGGACUACCCGUCCCUUCCGGGUUACUUCCCGUGUACAUCGAUCUACCAAAACAUGUAUCUCCUGUUUUGGACGAGCAAAGAGGUGGCUCCCUUGCGACCACAAUUCGAUACCUUUCCAUGGAUCUGUUGGUUUAUUUGGAAGGCUAGGAAUGACAAACUCUUCAAUGGGAAAGACAUAUCCCCCAUGGACACCCUUCGACAUGCAUCCCUCGAGGCGGAAUGUUGGAGGAAGGCUAAUGAAAAGGAGGAGGAAAUUGAAGAGACCGAUGAUCUCCCCGAUAUAGUAGUUGAGACAAUGCCCCCUUGGAUCUCCCGAAUCCCUACUUGUCAAAUUGAUGCAUCAUGGAUCAAUAAUGGCAACGUUAGUGGCUUAGGGUGGAGUCUCAAGGAUCAAACGGGCAUUGAAUACUUUGGUCUACGGGCGUGCAAUAGGAGCCUUUCAGCUCUACAUGCUGAGAUGGAGGGCUUACUUUGGGCAGCCUCAUGUUUCUUCCCUGGCUAUUUCGAGGAGUCGGGAGAUAGGUGCACCUCGUCGUUUUUGAUCAUGCUCGUGGAUGGAUUUGGUCUGAGAUGGAUGAACUUCCUUUCCUUUAUUGAUAACAUCGUGGACUCUUUUUUCGGGAGCUCUACGUUGGUUUCCUAUCAGGUCAAGACUUUUUGGAGACGCCGGAGUGAGUUGAUGCGUGUAUACGGAAAAUUGGGCUCCUCGAUAGUGGCUGAGAUUAGGUCUUUAACUUCUGUAGAAGUGUGUAAGUUCUUCCUGAGUGGUUGGAUCUCCUACUCGACUUCAGUGGGCAAGCUAGGCAUUGGUGAAAAGAUCGAUGGCACUGAUUUCAUGUUGUAUAGCCAAGGUCUUCUAAAUAUUGCAUUGAAUGGGAGGUCGAUCUAUAACGAUGAACUCGAUGAUCUUUUUGACUUAUCCUGCAAUAACUGCGAGCUUGAUCAAUCUGAGGGAGUAGGUCAUUUCUCUAGCGAAGCCGAUUAG
This is a messenger RNA of Raphanus sativus (radish), 3615 nucleotides long. RefSeq lists its product as uncharacterized. Bases 1 to 3615 code for a protein of 1204 amino acids. Lineage: Eukaryota; Viridiplantae; Streptophyta; Magnoliopsida; Brassicales; Brassicaceae. The record is from RefSeq and is a predicted model, not a curated record. The transcript is spliced from 7 exons.